Messenger RNA from Musa acuminata subsp. malaccensis (wild Malaysian banana), 2184 nucleotides. RefSeq names its product pentatricopeptide repeat-containing protein At3g62890-like. NCBI's taxonomy places the organism in Eukaryota, Viridiplantae, Streptophyta, Magnoliopsida, Zingiberales, Musaceae. Gene Ontology annotation, molecular function: zinc ion binding; protein binding. The record is from RefSeq and is a predicted model, not a curated record.
UCGAUGAUCACUAAUGCUUCUGUAGGACACCUGCGGCCCGCGGUCUCGCCCGACCACCUCCUCCACCGCCUCCGAAGCUCUCCAUCUCUAUCGCCAAAACAUUUCCUCCAAAUCCAAGCCCAGCUCUUCGCCAACCCCACUCUCCGAUCCCACCAUCGCCUGCUCCCCGCGUUCCUCUCCCGCUUCGCCCCCUCUCACGCCCUCUCCCGCACCUCGCUCCUCCUCCGCCAUUUCCCCGGCUGCGACCCCUCGUCCCUAUGGAGCCACCUCGUCCGCUCCUCCGCCCACUCCGACCCCGACGCCCGUUCCGUCCUCCUCCUUUACCGCGCCAUGGCCCGCGAAGGCGUCCUCCCCGACAGGGCCACCUUCGUGCUGCUGCUUCGCUUCUGCGCUGCCAUUCCCGAGGCUUUCGAUGUCGCCCGCGCAGUCCACUGCCAAAGUCUUAUCCUGGGUCUCGCGUCUGACCGGAUUCUGAUGACCGGAUUGCUCAUCUUGUACUCCAAGUGCGGCUGCUUGCGCUCUGCAGAGCAGGUGUUCGCCGGAAUUCCCGAGCGAGACGUGAUCGCCUGCAAUGCGAUGAUCGCGGCGCUGAGCUGCCACGGGCGCGUGGAGGACGCGCGGAGACUCUUCGAGCAGAUGCCAACCCGGAGCUCGGCGUCCUGGAACUCCAUGAUCACUUGCUACUGCAAGCUGAACGACCUCGACUCCGCGCGCGAGAUAUUCGAUCGGAAUCCGAUCAAGGACGUCGUCUCGUGGAAUGCGAUGAUCGAUGGGUACUGCAAGAUGGGGCAACUGGCGAGGGCUCGCGAACUGUUCGACCGGUUGGGGUUGGCGAAGAACUCGGUGACAUGGAACACUAUGAUCUCCGGGUAUUUGCAUCGCAGGGAGUUCGGCACUGCGGUUUCCAUGUUCCGGUCGAUGCAGAUGGAGAAUGUGAGGCCUACCGAGGUAACUAUGGCCAGCCUGCUCUCGGCCUGCGCACACUUGGGUGCUCUCAACAUGGGCAGAUGGAUUCACGCAUACAUCCGAAAUCACCAAUUGAAGAUGGACGUUGUCUUGGGCAACGCACUCAUAGAUAUGUACUUCAAGUGUGGAUCCGUGGAAACUGCUCUCGAAGCCUUCCGUGGGAUGCCUACCAGGAACAUCUUCUGCUGGAAUUCCGUCAUUGCAGGACUGGGGAUGAAUGGUUAUGGUGACCGAGCUGUCGCAGUGUUUCAUGAGAUAGAAAAGAUGGAGAGGAUUAAACCGGAUGGAGUCACAUUUGUUGGGCUCUUGUCAGCGUGCAGUCAUUCAGGGUUAGUGACCCAAGGGAAGAAAUAUUUCUCUCAGAUGCUUGAUCUAUAUGGAGUAGAGCCCAAGAUCGAACACUAUGGCUGCAUGGUGGACCUUCUCGGCCGGGCUGGCUUUCUCGAAGAGGUAUUACAUCUUUUGGAGACGAUGCCUGUUCGGCCUAAUGCCAUUGUCUGGGGAAGUCUGCUUCGUGCAUGUCAUAUUCACAAGGACAGUGAGGUAAGCGAGAAGGUAACCCAACGCCUGAUGGAGUUGGAUCCAAAUGAUGGGGCUAACUAUGUCUUUCUGUCGAACAUAUACGCGUCUUCGAAUCGUUGGGAUGAUGUGGAGAGAUGCAGGAGUAUGAUGUUGAGAAGCGGGGUGCGUAAAGUGCCCGGCUGUAGUUCGAUCGAGGUGAACAACAUGAUUCAUGAGUUCUUGGUUGGUGAUGAGUCGCACCCGCAGUACGAGGAGAUAUAUGCUUUUAUGGUUGGAAUUGAGAAGGAACUGAGGAAACUCGGGUAUCGACCGAGUACAGAUUGUGUGCACCAUGACAUAGAGGACGAGGAGAAGGAGAGUGCAGUGAUGUAUCAUAGCGAGAAGAUUGCAAUUGCUUUUGGGAUUAUGAGCACGAGGGAGAAGGAGCCGAUUCGAGUGGUGAAGAACCUCAGAAUAUGCAGUGACUGCCAUGGAGCAGCCAAGCUGAUAGCUAAGUUGUUUGAUAGGGUGAUUAUAGUCAGGGAUAGGAACCGGUUUCAUCACUUUAAGAAUGGGACGUGUUCCUGCAAUGACUACUGGUGAAGAUAAGUGAUCGCUGUAUUUUAACACGACAGCUUCGAAUGUAGUUGCUGAACAGUUUCUCGUCAAACUUCACUCCGUAGCAAACAAAUGUCACAGUUGUUUUGUUUUUGGUUA